ACCAUGAGUUGGAGUUUCCUGACCCGUCUGCUAGAGGAGAUCCACAACCACUCGACCUUCGUGGGCAAGAUCUGGCUGACGGCGCUGAUCGUGUUCCGCAUCGUCCUGACGGCGGUGGGAGGGGAAUCCAUUUACUACGACGAGCAGAGCAAGUUUGUGUGCAACACGGAGCAGCCAGGCUGCGAGAACGUCUGCUACGAUGCUUUUGCUCCUCUGUCCCACGUCAGGUUUUGGGUCUUCCAGAUCAUCCUGGUGGCCACCCCCUCCGUCAUGUAUCUAGGCUACGCCAUUCACAAGAUCGCGCGGAUGGUGGAGCAUGGCGAGGCCGACAGGAGGAUCCGCAGCAAAGGCUUCUCCAUGCGCUGGAAACAGCACCGGGGCUUGGAGGAGGCCGAGGAGGACCAUGAGGAGGACCCCAUGAUGUACCCAGAGAUGGAGCUGGAGAGCGAAAGGGAGAACAAAGAGCAGCAGGCCACCGCCAAAGCUAAGCACGACGGCCGGCGGCGGAUCCGGGAGGAUGGGCUGAUGAAGAUCUACGUCCUGCAGCUGCUGGCCAGGACUACCUUUGAGAUCAGCUUCCUGGUGGGUCAGUACUUCCUAUACGGCUUCCAGGUCAGCCCCAUCUUCGUCUGCAGCAGGACGCCCUGCCCGCACAAGAUCGACUGCUUCAUCUCCAGACCCACCGAGAAGACCAUCUUCCUGCUGAUCAUGUACGGGGUCAGCUGCCUGUGCUUGCUCCUGAACGUCUGGGAGAUGCUCCACUUGGGGUUCGGCACCAUCCGGGACACCCUGAACAACAAGAGGAGGGAGCUGGAAGACUCUGGCCCCUACAGCUACCCCUUCACCUGGAACACGCCGUCCGCUCCUCCCGGCUACAACAUCGCGGUGAAGCCGGAGCAGCUGCAGUACACGGAGCUGUCCAACGCCAAGAUGGCCUACAAGCAGAACAAGGCCAACAUCGCCCAGGAGCAGCAGUACGGCAGCAACGAGGAGAACAUUCCUGCCGACCUGGAGAACCUGCAGAGGGAAAUCAAAGUGGCUCAGGAGCGCCUGGACCUAGCCAUCCAGGCUUACAACAACCAAAACAACCCCGGCGGUACCCGAGAGAAGAAAGCCAAAGCAGGCUCCAACAAGAGCAGCGCCAGCAGCAAGUCAGGAGAUGGGAAGAGCUCUGUCUGGAUUUGACUGG
Molecule: messenger RNA, 1189 nt
Organism: Indicator indicator
Lineage: Eukaryota; Metazoa; Chordata; Aves; Piciformes; Indicatoridae
Gene: GJC1
Product: gap junction protein gamma 1
Exons: 1
Coding region: 4-1185 (393 amino acids)
Biological process (GO): cell communication
Cellular component (GO): connexin complex
Source: RefSeq, a predicted model, not a curated record